AUGCCCUCGAUCCCGUUCCUGGGCGCUCUGUUUGGGUCUUCCGCUUCGCAGCAGGAUAAGAUGUCGUAUCCCGAUAAGAGGUCUGAUGAUGAGUGGCGGGCUGUUUUGAAUAAGGAACAAUUCCGCAUCCUCCGCGAAAAGGGCACCGAACCCUCCGGCUCCGGCAAAUUCGACAAGCACUACCCGGCCGAGGGCGUCUACGCUUGCGCCGGGUGCGAAGCACCCCUCUACAAAGCCACGCACAAGUUCAAGUCGGGCUGCGGCUGGCCGGCCUACUUUGACUCCUUGCCCGGCGCAGUCGUCCGCCACGAGGACCGCAUGUUCGGCAUGACGCGCACCGAGAUUGUGUGCGCCAACUGUGGUGGGCAUUUGGGUCACGUCUUCAAGGGGGAAGGGUUUGAUACGCCGACGGAUGAGAGGCAUUGUGUUAACAGUGUGAGUUUGACGUUUGCGCCGGAUGAGAAGAAGGGUGGGGAGGGGAGUGUGGAGGGAGCGAAGGGGGAGAGUAAAGUUUAG
Colletotrichum phormii is the source of this 516-nucleotide messenger RNA. RefSeq names its product methionine-R-sulfoxide reductase. The record is from RefSeq and is a predicted model, not a curated record. Gene Ontology annotation, molecular function: peptide-methionine (R)-S-oxide reductase activity. The coding region runs from base 1 to 516 and encodes 171 amino acids. The transcript is spliced from 2 exons. NCBI's taxonomy places the organism in Eukaryota, Fungi, Ascomycota, Sordariomycetes, Glomerellales, Glomerellaceae. Gene Ontology annotation, biological process: response to oxidative stress; protein repair.